Ceutorhynchus assimilis (cabbage seed weevil) is the source of this 2613-nucleotide messenger RNA. Lineage: Eukaryota; Metazoa; Arthropoda; Insecta; Coleoptera; Curculionidae. The record is from the annotation of a GenBank genome assembly.
AUGUCUGGAAGCCGCGGAAAAAAAAUACUGGAUAUUUUGGCCAAGCAAUUUCAAGAGAGUAGACAAGAAAACGAAGGAACUAUGAAUGUGGUUUCAGCUGAAAAAACAAACAACGAUUUAGAAGCUCCCAUUGUGAUAGGGAUAGGAUUUCCUGAAAUAAUUCAAGACAAUUUAUUCGAAGCAGGUAGUACAGCUUUCCUCAAAAAAUCAGUGCAAGAUGGACCAGGAAGUCAUGACUCUAGUUUAAAAACAGUGCCACAAAACUCGUUCGAGCUGAGAAGUCCGGCUGUUCUUAGAAACUCAACGCAAGUUGAAUCAGAAAAUCAUGACUCUGGCCUGAAAACAGAUGAAGUAGCUUCAUUCGAAACAGACGCUUUGUUUUUUUCUCCCGCACCUCUAAGUAGAGUACAAAUUAAUACUGCACAGUCGUCGGAACCCGGACCUUCUGGGAUCUGUCGCCAGAAUUUGAAGUACAAAUUACGGAAAGUAGAUGGAAAAUCCUAUGCAAUUUCUCCUGUUAAUAGUGGAGAAAGUGAUUGUGAUGACUCUGAUAAAGACCCAGGAUACUGUGACAACAAAGAAAAUAAAAAACCCAAAUUCCAGGCAACUACCUCGUCUAGCGAGUCUUCUAGUGAGGAAGAGUGUUUGAUCAAAAAAGUGAGUGUGAUGACUCAGAUUAAGACCCAAGAGACUGUGAAGAUGAAGAAAAUGGAAAAUGUAAAUUACAGGCAACUGCCUCGUGGAGAAAGUAAUUGUGACGACUCCGAUGAAGACCCAAGAGACUGUGAGGAUAAAGAAAACAAAAAAUCUCAAUUCGAGGCCACCACCUCGUCUAGCGAGUCUUCUAGUGAGGAAGAGGUUUUAAUGGAGACAGCUAACGAAGAAAUCGAGAGUCCAAAGAAAAAAGGAAAAAAGAGAAAAUCGAAUCCACAAAAUUGGAGUGUCAAAAAAGCAAAAAUCAGAAGGAAUCUCGGAUUAAGUUAUGUAUCAACAUCAAAGAGUAGGCGAGAAUAUCCAGAGAAAAAAAUGCGCCCACCCUGCGGAGAGAAAUGUAAACUCCAGUGUUCCGCAAAAAUUAAUGAAGAGCAACGGCAACAAAUCUUCAGGAGCUAUUGGGCUCUAGGUGAUUCACACAAACAGAGAUGUUUUAUUGCUGGCUGCAUGACUACCAUUAAACCUAAGUACAGGUAUUCGUCAACUGAAAAUCACCGAAAUUUCAAUAAUGCUUUCUAUUUUGAUCUGAAAGGACGCAUUAGAGUUUGUAAAACGUUUUUCAAAGCGACUCUGGACAUAAAUGACCGCCCAAUAAGAACUGUUCUUGCCAAGAAAAAAGAAACUGGUGUUGUUGAGCCAGAUUUAAGGGGGCACAAUCCACAUCCGACUCUACCAGCUGAAAUAAAAGAUGGAGUCCGGAAACACAUCGAGUCUAUACCUAAAAUUGAGUCUCAUUAUCUUCGUGCUCAAACUACACGCCAUUAUGUAGAUGGUAGUAAAUCAUUGGCCGAUAUUUGGAGAGAUUAUAAAACCGACUGUAUUCAAGCUGGAAAACAGUUUGCAAAUUUGUGUAUGUUCAGCAAUAUUUUCAACAACGAAUACAACAUCAGCUUUUAUACUCCAAAAAAAGACCAGUGUGAACUGUGCACUGCAUACACUAAUGCAUCUGCAGAAGAUAAGGAAAAAUUAAAGCUAAAAUAUGAAAAGCACCAAAAAGAAAAAGAAUUAUCCAGGGAAGAAAAGAAACAAGACAAACUUAAAGUUAGCAAGAACUAUGUAGUAGCAGUAUACGAUCUCCAGGCUGUGUUACCUUGUCCUCGUGGUGACGUGAGUGUAUUUUACUAUAAAUCCAAAUUGAAUACCUUCAAUUUUACAAUUACCGAACUCACAACGAAAAACACAGAAUGCUAUGUAUGGCACGAGGGUGAGGGAAAGCGAGGUGUUGAGGAAAUUGCUAGCUGUGUUUUGAUGUUCAUAGAAAAAACGGUUCAAACAAUGCAAGAAAAUUUCGACCUUACUUUUUACUCAGACAACUGUAGUGGACAACAAAAAAAUAAGUUUAUGGUGGCUAUGUAUUACUUUGCGAUUAUGAAAUUCCCACAAAUAAAAUCAAUCUCCCACAAGUAUCUGAUCACUGGACACACCCAGAACGAAGGUGACAGUGUUCAUUCUGUUAUAGAAAGACAGAUAAAAAGGGCAUUGAAAGGCGGUCCUAUAUACAUCCCUGGGCAAUACGCACAACUGAUACGAUCUGCAAAAAAAAACGGCACACCCUAUCAGGUCAAUGAGUUAUGCCAUAAGGAUUUCUAUAAUAUAAAGACUUUAAACGAACAAUUACAAAUUAAUCUAGGAUCACUUAAAAGAACGGAAGUAAAAGUUCUGAUGAUCGAUAGGAAUAACCUGGAUAAGUUGUUUAUCAAAACAUCAUACGAAGCUAGUGAAUAUCAAGAAAUUAAUAUAAAAAAAAGGAGCCUUGAAAUAAAUCCAAAUAUUCCCACACUGAAGUCACUUUACAAAAAAAAGCUUAAUCUCAAAGAGAGCAAAAAAGAAGAUCUCUUGUCUCUCUUACAUGCUAAUCACAUUAAAAGAUUUUAUGCUAACUUUUAUGAAAAUCUGUAG